AUGAAAGGACUCUGCAUGACAUAUAUGCUUCUAGCCGGAAUACAGCGCAUAUACGCUGGAAAAGUGGCAAGUUUAGAGGGUGUUUAUAAUGACGCGAAAUGCAUAGGAAAUAGCAUAGGGCUGCUACGAAAUGACAAUACAUGGGGAAUAUUCCCGUGCAAGGAGGGCCACUACUGCGUCUCUGCAAAUGGGAAAGUUCAGUGCGCGAAAGAGGCCGAUGACCACGUCAAAAUAAGCACUGUGACUAUAACACUGCCCCCGAAUGUGACUCCUUCAGUGACUGUUAAGCACCCCACCGCAGAACCUACCCGGACUGUGCCUGACCCUGAAAAAACAAGAAAAAGCGUAACUGUGGGUGAUGCUGCGCAUGAGAUUCUCGACUCUUUUGAUCCUAUGGUGCCUGGGAACAUGCAUAUUAAGCCCAGCGCAUCUGUCAUGCCAACUGAAGAUGCGAAUAUCACAGGAAAGGAGAGUACCACUGGAGGAGUCAUGCCCAGCCAAAUCCCCAGUGCAGGAAGUGCCUCCUCCGGCGGGAGUAUCUCUCCCUCUAGCGGAGGAAGCAGCGGUACUUCUUUCAAUGAAAGCUUCAUGGACAGUGCACAGAGCGGGAAUAUAGUCAUAGAGUACAAGGAUUCUGGCAUAGGAGAUAUUGACUUUAAAAUACCCACAGAGUUCAACAACUAUGCAGAAUUCCGGGGCUCUAGCUCGAACUCUGCGAAUCCUUCAAGCAGUUCAAGCAGUCCAAGCAGUCCAAGCAGUCCAAGCAGUCCUAGUUUAGCGAAUAGUUCAAACUCUUCUAGUGCUUCAAAUGGUUCAGCAAAUACUUCAAACUCUUCAAAUGGUUCCUCGAAUACUUCAAAUAGUUCUAGUGCUUCAAAUGGUUCCUCGAAUACUUCAAACUCUUCUAGUGCUUCGAAUACUUCAAAUGGUUCCUCGAAUACUUCAAACUCUUCGAAUGGUUUUAGUGCCUCAAACUCAAAAGACUCUUCUCCUGACAAGAGCACUCCUGCUGUGAACUUCAGCGACCCUGGAAGCGGCGUGGGCUCGGGAGUGCAAGCUCCAAGCUCCAGUGCCUCUGGCGGAGCUGCUGGCUCUGCACAAAGCGCGAUUUCACAGGCUGGAAGCACACUUUCCGUCCCUGCCAUAAGCAAUUCCGGCACUCCUGGAGCCAGCAAAACAGGCGCAAAACCUGCUGCAAAUUCAGGUUCCAGUUCAGGUUCCAGCGCAAGUGCCAGCAGCGGAUCUUCUGGAGGAGCCCCCAGCAAAAACAAGUCUUCACUAACAGCAGACCAGGUGAAGAGCACGUUGAGUGCGUGUGGAUAUGGAGGAGCCCCAAAGCAGGACUUUGUCGCUGAGUUGGUCUCUCAAAUAAACAAGCAGUCCUGGGACAACAACGAAAAAAGCAUGUUCUUAGCGCAAAUAUACCACGAGUCCGGCGGACUGACCCAACUCGUAGAGAAAGCCUGCGUGUCAACUCCGUGCACGAACUACGACAACGCAAACAAGGCAAACGGCACUGUUGUUGCGUCUCCUGGCAAGCACUACUUUGGAAGGGGAUAUAUCCAGCUGUCGUGGCCCUCAAACUACAAGGACGCCAGCAACUCCAUAUACAAGGACGACAGGCUGUACACAAACCCUGAUCAGGUUGCGAGUGACAAGUCGGUGGCAGCUGCUGUGAGCAUUUGGUACUGGAACGCCCGUGUGAUGACGUCAAAGUCUCCGCUGAGUAAUUUUGGAGAAACUACAAAGGCCAUAAACGGUGCGAUAGAGUGCGGAAAAGGCCCAAAUAGCGCGGCCAAGAACAGGUGGACAAACUACCAGAAAAUAGCAAAAGUGCUUGGGGUGACUAGCCUAGCAUCCGAAAAAGGGUGCUAUUAG
Messenger RNA from Nematocida major, 1878 nucleotides. RefSeq lists its product as uncharacterized. The transcript has a single exon. Gene Ontology annotation, biological process: cell wall macromolecule catabolic process; chitin catabolic process. Gene Ontology annotation, molecular function: chitinase activity. NCBI's taxonomy places the organism in Eukaryota, Fungi, Microsporidia. The record is from RefSeq and is a predicted model, not a curated record. The coding region runs from base 1 to 1878 and encodes 625 amino acids.